AUGGAAAUAUUUACAUUUUUGCUGACCUGUGUAUUUCUACCCCUCAUAAGAGGGCACAGUCUCUUCACCUGUGAACCAAUUACCGUUCCCAGGUGUACGAAAAUGGCCUACAAUAUGACAUUUUUCCCUAAUCUGAUGGGUCAUUAUGACCAGGGUACUGCUGCUAAAGUAAUGGAGCAUUUUCUUCCUCUUGCAAAUUUGGAAUGUUCACCAAAUGUUGAAACUUUCCUUUGCAAAGCUUUUGUACCAAACUGCACAAAACAAAUUGACGUGAUUCCACCUUGUCGUGAAUUUUGUGAGAAAGUAUAUUCUGAUUGCAAAAAAAUAAUUGAUACUUUUGACAUCCAUUGGCCUGAGGAACUUAAAUGUGACAGAUUGAAAUACUGUGAUGAGACCAUUCCUGCAACUUUAAAUCCACCCACAACGUUUCAUAUCGCUCAGAAGAAAACAGAACAAGUCCAUAGAGACAUUGGAUUUUGGUGUCCAAGGCAUCUCAAGACCUCUGGGCUGCAAGGCUUUAAGUUUCUGGGCCUUGACCAUUGUGCACCUCCAUGCCCCAAUAUGUAUUUUCAAAACGAUGAGCUAGAGUUUGCAAGAAGUUUUAUUGGAAUUGUUUCGAUAUUCUGUUUUUGUGCAACUCUGUUCACAUUCCUGACUUUUUUAAUUGAUGUUAAAAGAUUUCGAUAUCCAGAGAGACCUAUUAUAUAUUACUCUGUCUGUUAUAGCAUUGUAUCUCUUAUGUACUUCAUUGGCUUUUUGCUGGGCAACAGCACAGCCUGUAAUAAGGCAGAUGAGAAGGUGACCCAUGGUGACACAGUUGUUCUCGGCGCUCAGAAUAAGGCUUGUACUGUUUUGUUUAUGUUUUUGUAUUUUUUCACAAUGGCUGGGACUGUAUGGUGGGUGAUUCUUACCAUUACUUGGUUCUUAGCUGCAGGAAGAAAAUGGAGUUGUGAAGCCAUUGAACAAAAAGCAGUUUGGUUCCAUGCUGUCGCCUGGGGAGUUCCAGGUUUUCUAACUAUUAUGCUUCUUGCUAUGAACAAAGUUGAGGGAGACAAUAUCAGUGGAGUUUGCUUUGUUGGCCUUUAUGACCUGGAUGCUUCUUGCUACUUUGUAGUUUUGCCACUAUGCUUCUGUGUGUUUAUUGGGCUGUCUCUUCUUUUAACUGGAAUUAUUUCUUUAAAUCAUGUUCGACAAGUUAUACAACGUGAUAGCCGUAACCAAGAGAAACUAAAGAAAUUUAUGAUUCGGAUUGGAGUCUUCAGUGGCCUGUAUCUUGUCCCGUUAGUGACACUACUUGGAUGUUACAUCUAUGAGCAAGUGAAUAGAAUCACCUGGGAAAUGACUUGGGUCUCUGACCAUUGCCGUCAGUACCACAUCCCAUGCCCUUAUCAGGCAAAAACAAAAGCUCGACCUGAUUUGGCUUUAUUUAUGAUCAAAUAUUUGAUGACAUUAAUUGUUGGAAUCUCUGCUGUCUUCUGGGUUGGAAGCAAAAAGACAUGCACAGAAUGGGCUGGGUUGUUUAAACGAAAUCGCAAGCGAGAUACAACCCGAGAGGGUAGAAAAGUGCUACAGGAGCCAUCUGAGUGUUUCCUAAAGCACGGUUCUAAGGUCAAACACAAGAGGAAGCACUACAGAGCAAGUUCCCACAGGCUGAAAGUCAUUUCCAAAUCCAUGGGAACCAGCACAGGAGCUACAGCAAACCAUGGCACUUCUGCAGUAGCAAUCACUAACCAUGAUUACCUAGGACAAGAAGCUGCUACGGAAAUCCAGACCUCACCAGAAACGUCAGCGAGAGACAAGGGAGCAGAUGGGGCAAGCACUCCCAGGUUAAGAGAACCAGACUGUUGUGAACCUUCCUCCCCAGCAGCAUCCAGCUCCCAACUCUGUGGGCAGCAGGCAAACGGAAAAGACAAGAGCAGUGUAUCUGAAAGUGUGCAGAGUGAAGGAAGGGUAAGUCCAAAAAGCGAUCUGACUGAAACUGUCCUAGUGCAGAGCGACCACUUGCAGAUCCCCAGUUCUUCACAGCCAGGCAGCCUCAGAGGCUCCGCUUCACUGCUGGUUCCCUCUGUUUCAGGCGUUAGAAAAGAGCCAGGUACAGCCAGUCACUCCGAUGCUUGA
Chrysochloris asiatica (Cape golden mole) is the source of this 2118-nucleotide messenger RNA. It is a transcript of the gene FZD6, whose product is annotated as frizzled class receptor 6. The transcript has 6 exons. Gene Ontology annotation, molecular function: Wnt-protein binding; Wnt receptor activity. Gene Ontology annotation, cellular component: plasma membrane. Gene Ontology annotation, biological process: canonical Wnt signaling pathway; non-canonical Wnt signaling pathway. The coding region runs from base 1 to 2118 and encodes 705 amino acids. The record is from RefSeq and is a predicted model, not a curated record. Lineage: Eukaryota; Metazoa; Chordata; Mammalia; Afrosoricida; Chrysochloridae.